Molecule: messenger RNA, 2611 nt
Organism: Poecilia reticulata (guppy)
Lineage: Eukaryota; Metazoa; Chordata; Actinopteri; Cyprinodontiformes; Poeciliidae
Gene: lrtm1
Product: leucine rich repeat transmembrane protein 1
Molecular function (GO): protein binding
Source: RefSeq, a predicted model, not a curated record
GGGGUGAGGGGUGAAGAGUGAGCAAAACAGAGAGAAAGACAGACAGGGCCAAAUGUUGAUUUGGUGUCAAUAGAACAACAAAUUCUAGUCAUGAGAAAUGGCAACGUACUAAGAACGGCAAACACUAGGAACAAAAACAUUCAGGAAGCCAUGUGAGGAUUUGGGAGAUAGUAAGAGAGCAACAAAAGGAGAGAUAGAGAGCAAGAGAGAUAGACAAGAAGAGAGAGAGGGAGAGAGAGGAAGAGCUCCGAACUCGAGUGAUUUCCAGACUGGCUGGCAGUGAGCUAGCGCUCUGAUCUGCCUGCUCUGAUGGGGUUUCAUGCCCUCGCAGGCACUGCUGGGAAACCUGAGGGCAACGCUGGUUUCUGCCGCUUUUCUUUUUGCUCUCCAAUUGCCACCCAUUGAUCAGACCAACCGAAUGAGAGCCGGGACCAGACGAUCUCAACCUCAAUGACGACAAAUGGAUCCUACACCAGUGAGACUCACUGCAAUACCAAAAGGGAGCUAAAAGAACCCUGAACACAACACGGCCCAGAACCUGGCAGAAAUGAGAGUGAUUUUGGUGUGUGCACUCCUCUCCUCCCUGCCUUUGUCACAUGCCUGUCCAAAGGAGUGCAGCUGCAACAGCAACACUAAAGUGGUGGACUGUCGGGGUCGAGGCCUCUAUGACAUCCCUCGGAGACUACAACCAGACACACAGGAACUGUAUCUUCAAGAUAACCGUAUCAGGGGACUCGGAUCGGUGGCUUUCAAGGAAAUACCUCAUGUGCGCAUUCUCGAUCUGUCUAAUAACUCUAUAACAUUUAUUUCACCAACUGCUCUACAAGGUCUGAGGACUCUGCAGCGCCUCAGCCUGGCAUACAACGGCAUCAGAGACCUUGACAAACGGCUGCUUGGGCCUAUUCGCUCACUUUCCCAUCUUGACCUCUCACACAACAGUCUGUGGGGUUUGCCGGGAGUCAUGGGGGACAGUCUGAAAAACCUCAGCUACCUGGGCUUAGCAAACAACAAACUAACAAGAUUGGAUCGCUCGCUGUUGGACACCAUGACCCACCUGGACAGCAUAACACUACGAAACAACCCCUGGAGGUGUGACUGCCAGCUUAUUGGCCUCAAACUCUGGCUGGAGACCUACCUCUUUAAAGGUGGAGUUGUGGAUGAAGUUCUCUGCACUCAACCAGAAGGAAUGAAGGACAAAGACUUGCAAAAAAUUCCUUAUCAGCUGUUCCAUGCCUGUAUGACCACAAGCUACCAUUACCUGUUUGCCAACAUACACCAUCUAGAGUCUGAGAAGCUACUGAGAGGCCACGUCCAUGGCAACCAUGCCCAUCCCUCCAGCCACUCUCUCCAUGUCCCCAUGGCGAUAGGUGAGGGUUUUGGUGUUGGAGGUGGAGGUGGAGCGGGAGGAGGAGGGGCAGGAGGCAUGGCAGAGUGUGAAACUAAGCAGAAGCAUCGGCCUGUCAACCUGCGCCAUGCCAUUGCCACAGUGAUCAUCACAGGUGUAGUGUGUGGGAUUGUGUGUCUGAUGAUGCUGGCUGCAGCAGUGUAUGGAUGUGCCUAUGCGGCAAUCAUGGCCAAAUAUCAGCGCGAGUUGAAGAAGAAUGAGGAGCUGGCUGCAGCACAGGGGGCCGAUCAUGCUACUGCAGAUGAAAAGGAACCACUGGAAAAUGCUAUUGCCUAAGAGGUGGUAAAGUUUUCCCUGGACUCUAUAAGCCUCUUCCCUUUAACCUAAUUAUCUCUGGAUGCCAUGUUUGGGUUUGUACAUGUGUGCAAAGAGUGAGAAUUUUUUUGAAUUUUUGCAUAAAUGUACCUAACAUUUGAGACUCGGGUAGCUACAUUUCACAGGUAUUUGACUAUGCACUGAUAAGAAGAGUAUCUUCCACUUUAAGCAGAUUUCAGAAGCUGAAUUCAACAAUAUAAAUUUUGUUUUAUCUAAAAAAAAAAGAAAAAAAAAGAAAAAAAGCAUAUCAAUGACAGAAGAAAUCAAAUAUAUAUUUAUAAGUGUGUACUUGUAGGUAUUUGUAAUGUAACACUUUGGUAUUUUUAGAAUGAAUUAUAGAUUUUAUCAGGUUUUUUUGUUACUGCUCAUCAUUUUGAGUUUGUUUUUGACUCAUAGUGAACCAUAUUAGGCAGCUGUUGUCAGUCAUGUCCUCAUCUAUUUGUAUCAGUGAUGUGCAUUUAAAAGAAAAGAUGAGCCUGUGACUUAACUUGUGCUUGAGAGAGUAUGUGUGUCUUUGUACAUGUGUUUACAGAAAGAUGUGUCAGAUUACAGAAAUGUUUAAGUGUCUGUGCCUAGCAAUGCUAAAAAGGUUUGGUGAAGGAAAUAUAUUUUUGAAAGGAUACUUUCCUGUCAAAAUGGGGAAUUCAUUGAAGCAAUAAUGAAACAAACUAAAAUGAAAAGAACUUAGACUAAGCCUUUUUGUAUGUAUUUUAUGGGUUCAUAGAUCAAAAUAAUAAUAAAAAAAACAGCUGCACAAAUGAUGUUUACACAUGCAAGUACAAUAUUUCCAAUCAGUCUUGUUUGUAACAUAUUACCAGUUACACAAUGUUAAACAUUUCCUUCAGUAUGUACUAUAUAUAAUAAAGGAAAACAUUGUUCCUGAUUACUUUA